AUCGUUUUUGCGUAUUUUUUUUAAUGAAGAUCUUUGGUCUUUUGCUGAUUAUAGUUAUAGUGUCAUGUACAAACAAUCAACAUAGACUUAAUUACACAAAGUAGAGAUCGAUGACAGCUGUAAUGGCAGAAGUGGAAAUGAAGAUAAAAUCUCAUUCUCCAUUGGAUGCUGUUUUAAACAUUCUAACAUAAUUUAGAGAUUCUGUAAAUGAAGAAUAAGUAAAUCAUGAUUAAAUCUUCAAUUUGGAAUAAAAUGAAUGUUAGAGUGAAUAUGAAUUUAGAAAUGCAGAGAUUCAAAAUGCCAAGAGUACAUUGAGAGAUUCAAAUGCUCAAUUAAGUACAUGCCAAUAUUUAAAAAUGAGAACGACAGAAUAAUAGUAGGUGAAUUAGUAAUAAGAGAAUACAUUUUAGUAACAUCUAAACACAAUAUUGACAACAGCAGAAUCAGAAUAAGGAUACUUUAAGAAGAGAAGUAGAUAAUAUGAAGAUUCAUUACAUUCAAUAGAUGAAGCAUUGACAAUAUUGGAAGGAAUAUCAAAUGGAUAUCGAAGCUUUUCUGAAUUAAGUAAAGUAAGUCAAAGAAUGUUAUAAACAUCAUUUGAUAUAAAUAAAACAGGAAUUUAUGCUCCAAUUUUUAAUGCAUUUAUAGGUUUGGCUAAUUAAGGAGAAUCUGUUGAUUUAAGUUCAUUAUAGUAAGUGGAACAUUUACUAAAUGAUUUAAGAUCAACAAUUCAAGAGUCAUUUAAUUAAUUUACAGAAUCUAAUGCUUAAAGUGUUGGAUUAUUUAAUCUCUAAUAAGAGAAAGUGAAAAAAGUAUUAGCUAGAUUAUAAUAAUAAUAUGAAAGAUAAUAAGCAAAAUUAGAUAAGUCAUAGGCUUGUAUUGGAGUGUAAUCAGCAGUUUCUAAUUCUGCAUUGUCAAAAUAAUAAAGAAAUGAAUAAUUAUUAGAUUAAGCUUAAAGUUUAUGUUAAACUUUUGAGAGUGAGUAUAAUUUAAGUACAUAGUCAAGAAGAAAUGAGAUUUAAUUAGUAAAUCAAUUAGAGUAGAUGGUUAGAUAGAGAUUCGAAGUUGUUUAAGAAGAGAAAGUAGUAUUAAGACAAUUUGCAAAAUUGAAAUAUUGAGU
Paramecium sonneborni is the source of this 1120-nucleotide messenger RNA. The record is from the annotation of a GenBank genome assembly. Lineage: Eukaryota; Ciliophora; Oligohymenophorea; Peniculida; Parameciidae.